Molecule: messenger RNA, 1461 nt
Organism: Alternaria arbusti
Lineage: Eukaryota; Fungi; Ascomycota; Dothideomycetes; Pleosporales; Pleosporaceae
Exons: 6
Coding region: 1-1461 (486 amino acids)
Biological process (GO): protein deneddylation
Cellular component (GO): COP9 signalosome
Source: RefSeq, a predicted model, not a curated record
AUGUCUGACGAUGACGACUUCAUGCAAGACUCCGGCGAGGAGGAGUACGACUUCGAGUACGAGGACGACGAUGACGAGCAGAGCGGCGACGUCGACAUCGAGAACAAAUACUACAAUGCGAAGCAGCUAAAGGCCGACGACCCCGAGGCAGCCAUAGACGAAUUCCUGGGGAUGCCCGCGCUAGAGGAAGAGAAGUCGGACUGGGGCUUCAAAGGGCUGAAGCAGGCAAUCAAGCUCGAGUUCAAGCUUGCCCGCUACGACAAGGCUGUCGAACACUACAAGGAGCUUCUUACAUACGUCAAGUCGGCCGUCACGCGUAAUUACUCGGAGAAGUCCAUCAACAACAUGCUCGACUUUAUAGAAAAGGCCGCAGAAGACACCGACGCAUAUCGCUGCAUGGAGAACUUUUACGCCCUGACCCUCGACAUCUUCCAGAGCACCAACAACGAGCGGCUCUGGCUAAAGACAAACAUCAAGCUGGCGAGGCUAUGGUUGGAUAGGAAAGACUACCGUCAGCUUACGGAGAAGCUCCGAGAGUUACACAAGGCCUGUCAGAGGGAGGAUGGAACAGAUGACCCGAGCAAAGGCACAUACUCAUUGGAAGUCUACUCGUUGGAAAUUCUCAUGUAUGCCGAGACCAGGAACAACAAGCGGCUAAAGGCACUAUACCAGCGAGCGCUCAAGGUCAAGUCUGCAGUUCCGCAUCCCAAGAUUAUGGGCAUCAUCCAGAACUGGAAAGGCGCGCAGAGUGACUUCUUUGAGAGUUUCAAAAACUACGAUGAGGCUGGAUCACUCCAACGAAUACAGGUCUUGAAGUACCUGGUUCUCGCGACCAUGCUAUCGGGUUCAGACAUCAAUCCGUUUGAUUCGCAGGAGACCAAGCCCUACCAGAAUGACCCGCGCAUCUCCACUAUGACGGAUCUAGUCAACGCCUAUCAGCUAGAAGACAUUCACGGCUAUGAGAAGAUCCUGCAGAACAACCAGGAUUUGCUGCAAGAUCCGUUCAUCGCCGAGAACAUUGACGAAGUUACGCGUAAUGUGCGCACCAAGGCGGUCGUCAAGCUUGUCGCACCCUACACCCGCUUCACACUAGCCUUUAUCUCGAAGCAGCUCAAGAUCUCACUUGCCGAAGUGCAGGAAAUCGUAGGCUUCUUGAUUGUUGACAAGCGGUUGCGCGGCAAGAUCAACCAACAGAACGGAACGGUGGAGAUUGAAAGUAGCACAGACAUGGACAGGGUGCAAGCGAUGAAGGAGUGGAGCAGCGCCAUCGGAUCCCUAUGGCAGACGGUGCUGAACGAGGGCGAAGGUUUCAAGUCGGACGAGAGCGGUUCGCAGUUCACGCCUGGUGGUGGCGGGCCCCAAGGCAUGAGCGGCUGGAACUCAAGCUCGAUGGGGGGCAAGUCUGGUCGAGGCAAAGGCAAGGGUCCAGGACGCCUCCCGGGGGUAGUGAGCAAAGGAUGA